Messenger RNA from Dinoponera quadriceps, 3103 nucleotides. It is a transcript of the gene LKRSDH, whose product is annotated as alpha-aminoadipic semialdehyde synthase, mitochondrial. The transcript is spliced from 11 exons. Gene Ontology annotation, cellular component: cytoplasm. Gene Ontology annotation, molecular function: saccharopine dehydrogenase activity. NCBI's taxonomy places the organism in Eukaryota, Metazoa, Arthropoda, Insecta, Hymenoptera, Formicidae. Bases 103 to 2919 code for a protein of 938 amino acids. The record is from RefSeq and is a predicted model, not a curated record.
CUUGGUUCAAAACACAGACAUUUUAUUAACGCGAUCGAUCGAAUUUCAUGCUGAAUUUUUCCGCUUUCUCUCAAUCAUACUAUCGCUGAUUCGUCACUAACGAUGUCGGGAUUGAUCAGCGUUGGACGUGAAUCGCGUCUUCUGUUGGCCACCGCAACUCGUGCCGAUGCCAGAUACAUCAGUAAUCUUAAAGGCAAAGUGAUAGCGAUAAGGCGGGAGGACCAGUCGGUGUGGGAGAGGAGGGCGCCGUUAGCCCCGGCGAAUGUACGCCGUCUCGUCCGUUCGGGUGUGAAGGUGAUCGUGCAGCCGAGCAACCGGAGAGCGUAUCCGGCGCAAGCCUACCAGGCUGCUGGCGCGCUUCUGCAGGAGGACAUUAGCUCGGCCUCGGUGAUUUUCGGGGUGAAACAGGUGCCGGUGGACCAGCUGAUUCCCAACAAAACCUAUUGCCUCUUCUCGCACACCAUCAAGGCGCAGGAGAGCAAUAUGGCCCUCUUGGACGCUAUCCUGGAGAAGAACAUACGCCUGCUGGAUUACGAGAAGCUCACCGAUGCCAACGGCCAAAGAGUGGUGGCUUUUGGCAAAUACGCCGGGGUGGCCGGCAUGGUGAACAUACUGCACGGCUUAGGCCUCAGGCUGCUAGCUCUGGGCCAUCAUACACCCUUUAUGCACAUCGGACCGGCACACAACUAUCGAGACUCGGCAAUGGCGCGUCAAGCAAUUCGCGGCGCUGGAUAUGAGAUCGCGUUAGGCGCUAUGCCCAAGUCAAUCGGUCCGUUGACCUUUGUUUUCACGGGCAGCGGUAAUGUGAGUCAGGGCGGACAGGAAGUCUUCCAAGAGCUCCCCCAUGAAUACGUGCCGCCGGAGAUGCUGCGAAAAGUCGCCGAGCACGGCGAUACUACAAAAAUAUACGGUUGCGAGGUGCGACGCAGGCAUCAUCUGGAGAAGAAGGAGGGCGGCGGUUUCGACCCCGAAGAGUACGAGAAGCACCCGGAAUUGUACAUUUCCACUUUCAGCAAGAAAAUUGCACCGUACGCUUCGGUGAUCAUCAACGGUAUAUAUUGGGCGGUGGAUUCGCCAAAGCUGUUGACGAUACCAGAUGCCAAGUACUUGCUGAGACCCGCUCACACACCAUGGUUACCGAUAAGCGUCGGUGCGCCUGCCCUGCCGCACAGAAUGCUCGCUAUCUGCGACAUAUCCGCAGAUCCGGGCGGUAGCAUCGAAUUUAUGAACGAGUGCACAACGAUCGACACACCAUUUUGCUUGUACGACGCCGAUCGCAAUAAGGACACAAAGUCCUUUAAGGGCCCCGGAGUGCUAGUUUGUUCGAUCGAUAAUAUGCCCACGCAACUGCCAAAGGAAUCGACGGAUUUCUUCGGUAAUCUUCUGUAUCCGUAUGCUUUGGACAUUAUACGAUCGGAUGCUAAGAAGCCGCUUGAGGAACAUUGUUUCAAUCCUGCUGUGCACGGUGCCAUUAUUGCCUCCAAUGGAAACCUGACGCCUAAUUUCGAGUACAUCCAAGAACUCAGGCAACUGAACCAACGCAGCAAACACAAGGCUGACAACGGGGAGCCGCAGAGCAAAACGGUCGUCGUUCUCGGUGCGGGAUACGUUUCCGCACCCUUGGUCGAGUACUUGCACAGGGACAAAGAUGUAAAACUGCUGGUAGCGUCGCAAUUGAAGGACGAAGCGGACGCACUGGCCAAUCGAUUCCCAGGCGUGGAACCGGUCUACCUGAACGUGCUGGAUCGUUCAGACACGUUGCACGAUGUCGUGAAAUCGGCGAACGUGGUCGUGUCUCUACUGCCGUACUCGCUGCACCACGUCAUCGCCAAAGCUUGCAUCGAGACCCACACUCAUCUAGUGACGGCCAGUUACAUGAAUGACAACGUCAAGGCGUUGCAUCAAGAAGCACAGGAAGCUGGUGUUACUGUAUUAAACGAAAUCGGUCUGGAUCCGGGGAUCGAUCAUCUCCUAGCGCUCGAAUGUUUCGACGACGUGAGGCAGGCGGGUGGCAGGAUAGAAUCGUUUAUCUCGUGGUGCGGCGGUCUGCCUGCGCCGGAAUCUUCCUGUAAUCCUCUGAGAUACAAAUUUAGUUGGUCCCCGCGAGGUGCAUUGCUCAACACUUUGUCACCAGCAAAAUAUCUUCACGAAGGCCAGGAAGUAGAGAUCGCCGGGGGUGGCGAUCUCAUGUCCGCUGUACAGGAGUUGGACUUUCUUCCUGGCUUCGCCUUGGAAGGUUUCCCAAAUCGCGACAGCACCAUGUACAGAGAAUAUUACGGUAUACACAACGCAAGUACCGUGUUACGCGGUACACUCAGAUUUAAGGGAUUUUCAGAUACUGUAUUGGGCCUACAGUUGCUCGGCCUGAUCGACCCUGAUCCACAUCCGAGUUUACAUCCUAACGGACCUGAUAUCACCUGGCGAUUGCUGGUAUGCAACUUGCUCGGCCUAGCGAACGACAACAUCUUCUACGAGAAUCUGAAACAGAAAUUGGCGGAAAGGGUAAAUUCGUGGGAGCGAGUGGAAGCUAUCGAGGAACUAGGCCUUCUGGAAGAGGACCAUGUCCUGAAACUGAACACCCCGCUCGACACGCUCACGCAUUAUUUGUCGAAAAAAUUGUAUUACGAGAAGAACGAGCGCGAUCUUGUGAUAUUGAGACACGAAGUAGGUAUACGCUGGCAGGAUAACAAAAGAGAAUCCAGAGGUAUCAAUUUGGUGCUUUACGGAGACGCCACAGGACAUUCUGCGAUGGCACUAACCGUCGGCUACCCUGCGGCUAUUGCGGCUAAAAUGAUCCUGGAUGGCGAAAUUCAACAGCGAGGAAUGGUACUACCCUUCACGCCAGAUAUAUAUCGACCCAUUCUCAGUCGACUUAGAGCUGAAGGCAUAGAAUCCUUCGAGACGUCCAAAUGGUUAUGAAACAUCACCGUGAUGAUCGUUUAUUUGUGUUCCAUGGAAAAAAUAAGGAAAUUUUGUUCCUGAUAUUUUUCGCUAAACUUCUUCCAACAGUAUUGUUUUGUAUUAACUGUACAUGGACAUGUAUAUUUCAUAUAUAACUUUGUAUAAUUAUAUAUAGCCAUUUUUAUAUAUAUGAUUAUAUAUA